Molecule: messenger RNA, 897 nt
Organism: Aspergillus novofumigatus IBT 16806
Lineage: Eukaryota; Fungi; Ascomycota; Eurotiomycetes; Eurotiales; Aspergillaceae
Product: class I SAM-dependent methyltransferase
Exons: 7
Coding region: 1-897 (298 amino acids)
Molecular function (GO): methyltransferase activity
Source: RefSeq, a predicted model, not a curated record
AUGACGAGCCCUGAUUCAGAUACAGAAGAGUUGGACGAAGUAUACCUCCACACCGUAACGAUUCGGGGUCGAGAGUUCCACAAGUUCUCCAUCGAUAACCGGAUAGCGUUUGAGCCUGUUGAUGAUGAAGAAGCAGAACGCCUCGACCUCCAGCAUCGAGUGUUCUUCAGGAUCUUCGACAGCCGACUGAUUUUUCCACCGAUCCCUCGACUUCGCAGAGUACUCGACUGCGGUUAUGGCGCUGGAUCUUGGGCAGUCGAUGUGGCUACCCAAUAUCCAGAUUGCAGGGUAAUCGGUCUUGACAUAUCUCCGCAUAAGAAUCCGGAUGACGUGCCCGAGAAUCUAUCGUUACAGGUAGAUGACCUCAACCGUCGAUUUACCUUUCCCUCCAACCAUUUCGACCUUGUUCACUCGAGUCUCCUUGCGACUGGCAUCAACAGAGCCAGGUGGCCGUCCUACCUCGCAGACAUCAGAAGAGUCUUGAAGCCAGGCGGAUGGGUACAGUUGAUCGAAAUAUACUUCAACGUCCAAUCGGACAACGGUUCGAUAACCGAGGAACAUGCUCUGAGACGAUGGAGCAGACAGUUCAUGAGGUCAUACGAAGGAACAAAGGAUCUGCGUGUAGGAACACGGUUGAACACCCUUCUUCGGGAUGGAGGUUUCGAAGAAAUUGACGCGAGAAUGAUUCCUCUUCCUCUUUCGGCGUGGUCGAAUGACCGUAGAAUGCAACAAAUCGGCAUGCUUAAUCGAGAAAAUGUCAAUAAUCUCCUUCCAUCAUUGGCACUAUAUCCAUUGACUCAGAUUUCCGGCAUGCCUCAGCAAGAUUUCCAGGACCUCAUUACUCAAGCACGACGAGAGGCGGAAACAGCGAGCCUGAAGGCGUACUUUCCCUUGUAA